CAUUGACGUGGCAUGUGCAACGAUUACUGUUCCACGUCCGCCAUUUUGACUCGUCCCGAUAAACAGGCAAGCGAGUAUUUCAUAAUUUUUAAAGCAUACGCUCGCUGUAUAAGGCUUCAGAGAAGCGAGAACGAAAAGGAGGAUUUGUUUUCUUAAAUUACUUGCUUCUGACAACAGCCCACCAUGGGGAACAUAUUUAGCCAGCUGUUUAAGAGUUUAAUCGGCAAGAAGGAGAUGAGAAUAUUGAUGGUGGGGUUGGAUGCUGCCGGUAAAACUACUAUCCUGUACAAACUCAAAUUAGGAGAAAUCGUCACAACUAUACCCACGAUAGGUUUUAAUGUUGAGACUGUAGAAUAUAAGAACAUUAGUUUCACUGUGUGGGAUGUGGGUGGUCAGGACAAGAUCCGACCACUGUGGAGACAUUACUUCCAGAACACUCAAGGGUUAAUCUUUGUGGUAGAUAGUAAUGACAGGGAGCGUAUCACAGAGGCCCGGGAGGAACUGACCAGAAUGCUUAAUGAGGAUGAACUUAGAGACGCUGCACUUUUAGUUUUCUGUAACAAACAGGAUCUGCCAAACGCUAUGAACGCUGCCGAAGUAACAGACAAGCUCGGACUUCACAGUCUGAGGAACCGAUCGUGGUACAUCCAGGCUACCUGCGCCACCAGCGGAGACGGAUUAUACGAGGGGCUCGACUGGCUCUCCAACACGCUAAAGAACAGCAAACAGUAAUAACAGUGCCGACUAGAUCACACAGAAGGGGGAGAUAAUUAACAAACAAAAACAAACUGUAUACGUGGAGGGUGUGUAAUGCGUCCACGGUAAUGGAGAAGAUAUUUAUUGUAACGAGGACUUCUCUGGCCUUGUUUUAGUGUAAUAUUGUACAGACAGCCCGAGCCUGACUCUUGUGUUUACGUGUUUUAUUUCUCCAUUAUCGACGGACAGAGUAAGCGGACUGACAUCUUCCUGGUACGAUGUGGUAUAUAUAUAUUAAAGUAUGGACUUUUUUUUUUUGAUGUUUAGUAUGAAUUUUUUUUUUUUAGCUCACCUGAGCCAAAGGCUCAAGUGAGCUUUUCUGAUCACAAUUUGUCCGUUGUCUGUCGUUGUCGUCGUUGUCGUUGUCGUCGUUGUCGUUGUUAACUUUUCACAUUUUCAUCUUCUUCUCAAGAACCACUGGACAGAUUUCAACCAAAUUUGGCACAAAGCACCACUAGGUGAAGGGGAUUCAAGUUUGUUCAAAUGAAGUGCCACGCCCUUUUUAAAGGGGAGAUAAUUGAGAAUUAUUAAAAAUUUGUUGGUAUUUUUCAAAAAUCUUCUUCUCAAAAACUAUUCAGCCGGAAAAGCU
Molecule: messenger RNA, 1345 nt
Organism: Magallana angulata
Lineage: Eukaryota; Metazoa; Mollusca; Bivalvia; Ostreida; Ostreidae
Product: ADP-ribosylation factor 2
Exons: 5
Coding region: 184-732 (182 amino acids)
Biological process (GO): intracellular protein transport; vesicle-mediated transport
Cellular component (GO): plasma membrane; cytoplasm
Molecular function (GO): GTP binding; GTPase activity
Source: RefSeq, a predicted model, not a curated record